Molecule: messenger RNA, 9559 nt
Organism: Toxotes jaculatrix (banded archerfish)
Lineage: Eukaryota; Metazoa; Chordata; Actinopteri; Toxotidae
Gene: col7a1l
Product: collagen type VII alpha 1-like
Exons: 110
Coding region: 220-9432 (3070 amino acids)
Molecular function (GO): serine-type endopeptidase inhibitor activity; protein binding
Source: RefSeq, a predicted model, not a curated record
CUUUUUUCGUGUGUAUUUUAGGGGAUAUUUUUCCUCUCUCAGCACUCAAGAGAUCACCUGGAUUGGGAAGAUAAUGAUGAUUCACUUGUCUGCACUGAUAAGAGGAAAGAAGAGUUGGAAUUGAUGAUCGUAGAGUGGAAUUUAGAAAGGAGAUUUGUGAAGAGAAGAACUGGGAGGCGGAGCGGGUGAUCGAAGGAGGAAGAGGAGGAGAGGAAGAGUAUGGGCUGCUCUUCUGUGUGGAUCUUUCUAUUGUCCCUGUCUCUGUCCCAUCAAAGAGUCACAGCACAAACUGAAGCAUGCAAGACGGUGGUACAGGCAGACAUAGUUUUUCUGGUGGAUGAGUCAUGGAGUGUGGGUCAGAACAGCUUCUCCGGUGUUAAAGGCUUCAUUUCAGCCAUCGUCUCCUCCUUCCAGGACAGUGUGGUGGGAGCUGAGGGGGUCCGCUUCGGCGUCACUGUCUUUGGGGAUGUCCCGAGGAUGCGGAUUGCUUUGACAGACUACAGUUCACUGGAGGAGGUGCUCAGAGCUAUCAGAGACCUGCCGUAUGAAGGUGGAUCCAGGAGGAUCGGCGAUGCCCUCCAGUUUCUGGUCGACCCUGUUUUCAGCCCUGCCAUCAGUCGAGAUCAUGCCCCAAAGAUUGCUGUGUUGAUCACAAACGGGCCUUCAGACGACCAUGUUGAUGCUGCAGCCAGAGCUGUAGCUGACAAUGGGAUUUCUCUCUUUGCAGUAGGUGUUAGGGGAGCUGAUCAAUCAGAGCUGAGGAAGGUUGUGUCGAAGCCACAUGAGGAGCACUUGUUGCUGGGCUCUGACUUCUCUUUUCUGGAAACCAUCCUUCCUAAACUGUCCCGCAGAGUGUGUUUUACAGCUUCUGAGCCACCGCGUCCUGUGAAAGCUUCCCAGCCUGCUGAAGAGCGUGUAGUGGGCCCUAGAGACCUGCAAGUCAGUGAGUUGGCCCAUAGCUCCCUCAGACUGACGUGGAGCCAGGCCACAGGUGACGUCACUGGAUAUCGCCUCCUGGUCACCCCUCUCACCUCCAAGGGACACCUAAUCCCCCCUCAGCAGAGACAGAUUGAUCUGAAGGCAGAUGUGAGCACAGCCCUGGUGACAGAGCUGAGCCCAAAAACAGACUAUUCCCUCACUGUCUAUGCCAUCUACCCCAGCCUCAUAGGAGACUCUGUGACAGUCACCGUUCAGACAACCCCUUUGCCCCAGGUGUCGAACUUCCGUGUUAUUGAGGAGGGUUUGUUCUCUCUGCGUCUGGGCUGGACACCACCUUUAGGGAAGCUCAGCGGAUUCAAGAUCUUCAUUCCAAGAUCCAACAGACCAGGAUUUACUUAUGAGCAGCUGCUUCCUGGAGACACCUCCUCUCAUGUGAUUGACAGCCUGGAGGAGGAUAAGAAGUACACCAUCAGUAUUUAUGCUGUUUACCCCCAGGGACCAAGCGAACCAGUUUCAAUAGUGGGCAAGACAUUAAAGCUGGUACCAGUUCAGCAGUUCCUGGUCCAAAACGCCACCACAGACACUGUCCAGGCGAGGUGGACUUCAGUUAAGGGCGCUACAGGAUACCGUCUGACAUGGUCGUCCCCAGAAGGUCACAUUGAGAACAUAAACCUCGGGGACACGUUUAACUUCUACAUGAUCCAGGGCCUCCACCCAGGCUCUGAAUACACCAUUACCAUCAACCCCAUCUUUGGUGACAUCGAGGGGCCUGUCACCACCACCAAAAUCAAGACACUGGAGAGCAGUGCAGUUCAGACCCUGAAGGUGUCUGCUGUGACCACCAGUACUGCUGUCGUCUCAUGGAACAGUGUCCCAGGAGCCACGGGAUACAGACUGGCCUGGGGACCCACCCCAGAGUUUGCUGGUCGGGACCGUCCCAGGCAGCUGGCUCUGAAUGGCAGUACCACAGAGUACCACCUGAAGAAUGUAGCCCAUGAUACGGAGUAUGUCCUGACUCUCUAUGUGCUGUUUGGAUCCGUGGUGGGGCCCGGUAUCACUGCUACCUUCAGAACUUCUCCUUUGGGUUAUGUGUCAAACUUCAAGGUGACAUCCUACACCAGUACCUCCAUAGAUGUAGAGUGGAGUCCCAUUGUAGGAGCCACUGAGUAUAAACUCUCUUGGAACACAGAUGAUAGCAGACCACAGUCCCGUUACCUGGAUCACAGUGUUCUCUUCCACCGUAUCGAAGACCUGAACCCACAGUCCACUUACACGAUCAGCAUCUGUGCAGUAUACGGCAACUCAGAAGGACCAGAAAUCUCCUUAUCUCAGCUUACAGCUGCUAUCUCAGACUCAGAGCCAAUCCAGGCAGUGAAGGGGGUUAAGGUUGUGGACAUUGGUGUCAACUCCUUCACCUUGUCCUGGAGGAAAACACCAGGGGCAUCUGGGUACAAAAUAUCCUGGGUCCCCUUCCUGGGGGGUGAUGAAAAGUCCCAAGUGGUAUCUGCUGCCUCCACUACCUUCACCAUCCACAACCUGCGGGAGAGCUCAGCUUAUAAAAUCCAGGUGUCGUCUAUGGUGGCCAACAGGGAGGGAAGCCCAGUUCUGGUCACUGCGCGCACCUUGGAUCUUCCAAAAGUGAAUGGCUUUGCUGCUCUGAACACUACAGACAGCAGCACAGUCCUGAACUGGACACGAGUAGCAGGCGUCUCUGGUUACCUUCUCUCCUGGAGGCACAUCUCAGUGUUGGAGACGAAAUCAGAGAUCCUGGGUCCUGGUUUCACGUCCUAUAAAAUCAGUGAUCUCCUGUUCGGCAGAACUUACAUUUUCACCAUUAGGCCUUUGUAUGGAGAAGUGGAGGGGCCUAUAAGCACUGUGUAUCAAAGAAUAUUGGGAGAGGAUCCUCCGGCGCUAACAGUCCAGUCUGUGCCAGCCACAGUGGCCCCCAGUUCCCCUCAUAUCACGACUGCCUCGCAGACUGCCUCCGUCACCAACACAACCAUUGCUCACACAGCCACCAGGGCCACCCGGCACCCCAUUGCUGUGCCACCAAUUAAAACCAUAACCACCAAGAAGCCUCCUGGUCAGCCGCGUGUCACUGAAGCUAAAGCAGCAGCCGUCACCUCCUUUCAAUUAACCACAUCCAGUGCAGAGAAAACAGAUCCACCACGACCAGUGUGUGGUAAGACCAAAGCAGACAUAGUGUUCUUAGUGGAUGAGUCCUCCAGCAUUGGCGUUAAUAACUUCAUCAAGAUGAAAGACUUCAUUUUCCGAGUCGCCACUUACUUCCCCAUCAUUGGUCCUCAGGGGACGCAGAUAGCUGUGGUUCAUUACAGUGAUGAGCCUCGAAUUGAAUUCCGUCUAAGUGACUUCAAAGACAGAAACUCUAUGCUCAGGGCGCUCAGAGCUCUACGUUACGGAGGGGGCAACACCAAAACAGGAAAAGGAAUCAGCUACGUUCUGCAGGAACUGUUCCAGGAGUCUCUUGGGAUGAGGCAGGAUGUGGCGCAUGUUCUGGUUCUGAUUACAGACGGCAGAGCCCAGGACAAUGUGGUUCCACCCUCCAGAAUUGCCCGUGCGCUCGGUGUCAGUGUUUUGGCAGUGGGAGUUUCUAAUGCAGACGUCGAUGAGCUGAAUAAAAUAGCAGCUCCCACCAGCUACAAGAAUAUCUUCUACUCACCAACCUUUGAUGACUUUCCUUCCAUAGAGAGAGAAUUUAUCAACAGCAUCUGUAGUGAGGAGCUCCUCUCCGAGUUUAAAGUACAUGACAAGUUUGCUCAGUUGGACACUCCGACUGGUGACCCAGAGGAGCUGCUGAAGCCUCAGGGCCCCUGCCCCUGUGUGAAGGGCCAGAAGGGUGAAAAGGGGGAUGGUUUUGGUCUUGGAGGUCUGAGAUUUAGGCAAAGCCCUGGACAGUAUGAUCCUUUCACUUCUUCCAAAGGAGAGAAAGGAGAGAAGGGACCUCCAGGAACAGAUGGUGUUCCUGGGUUGCCUGGACGACCGGGGAGAACUGGACCCCCGGGCUCUGCUGGCCAGCGGGGCCCACCAGGCAUCCCAGGUGACAUGGGUCCUCCAGGACUCACUGGUCCAAAGGGACAAAGAGGAGAAAGAGGAGAGCCUGGGUAUGUUAUAGCUGGCACAGACGCAAAUUUCGUCCCUGGACGAAAAGGGGAACCAGGAUCCUCAGGUCCCCAGGGACCUCCUGGUGUACCAGGGGUCAAUGGAGCUCCAGGCCUGCCCGGACAGCCAGGACCUCCAGGAUCACCAGGAUUGUCUGUGAAGGGAGAUCCCGGUGAACUGGGAGCAAAAGGUUUGCGUGGGAAGCAGGGCGUGAAGGGAGACAAAGGAGAGCCAGGAAAAGAUGGUAUUGCAGGUUUGCCUGGUCCCAUUGGCUUAGAUGGGGUGUCAGGAUUACCAGGUCAGAAAGGAGAGAAGGGUGAAGAAGGAAUUGGCAUACAAGGUAUUCAAGGUCCUCGUGGAGAGCCAGGAGAGAAGGGAAAUAUUGGCUUUACGGGACCAGUUGGCCCAAAGGGUGAUCGUGGAGAACAGGGCAUCCAAGGAAUCAUUGGACCUCGGGGAAAGAAGGGAUUCAAAGGGGAGCAAGGGGACAAGGGUGAACAAGGAGAGAUGGGACCAAUUGGACCACAAGGACCCACAGGAUUCACAGGGCCGAUGGGGUUGAAAGGAGACGAGGGUCCAAGAGGAGCACCUGGAGAUCCUGCCAAGGGUAUACUUGGUCCAACUGGAAAAAAGGGAGCCAGGGGAGACAUCGGUCCAGUCGGCCCCACAGGUCCUCAGGGAAUAAAAGGUGAACGAGGAGACAAAGGAGAUAAGGGCAGUCCUGGUUUUGGGAUUCCAGGACAGCCGGGACCAAAAGGAGAGAAUGGCGAGAGGGGAAAUGUUGGUUUGUCUGGAAAACCAGGACCAAAGGGUCAUGAUGGCUCUAAAGGUGACAAAGGGACUAUUGGGUUACCCGGCAAUCCUGGAGAACCAGGACUAAGAGGUAAAGAUGGUGCACCUGGAACUAAAGGGGACCCAGGGAUUAAGGGUGAACCAGGAUCACCGGGAGAAUCUGGUGACAGAGGAAUCAGGGGUCCGCUGGGGUUACCAGGACGACCAGGGGACCCAGGAGAGAAAGGAGAUUCUGGGAAUCCUGGGCUGCCAGGUACUGAUGGAAAGAAAGGCGACAGAGGAGAACCAGGAAAACCUGGACCUCCGGGAACACAAAUUUUUUCAGACAACAACAACAUACUGACCAGGGUGAUUAAGGGUGAACCAGGAGAGCCUGGUCAGCCUGGUUUGAGAGGAGAAACAGGUCUGCCUGGACCAAGAGGUCCAGAAGGUAAACCAGGACUACCAGGACCAUCUCUGGGCGGUUCUGGAAGAGAUGGACUCGAUGGUGUACCUGGGAAACCAGGAGCGAAGGGUGAACAGGGGCAAAAGGGCGAGCCUGGUCCGAGGGGAGAAAAAGGAGACCAAGGGCGGGUUGGGAUUGCAGGAAUGCCUGGCUUACCGGGAACUCCAGGGAGACCUGGCGUUGAUGGGAAGAGGGGCCUGCCAGGAAAAGAUGGAGAAAGGGGACUAAAAGGAGAUGAUGGCAAAAAGGGGGACAAAGGAGACACAGGUGCAAAUGGUAAAGAUGGCAGUAAGGGGGAACCAGGACCCCCAGGUUUGCCUGGUAGGCAAGUGCUUGUCACAGCAGAGGGCGCCACAGUUGACGAAAUCCGACAAGCAUUUCCAAUCCCAAUGGGUCCUCCAGGAGCUACUGGUUCACCAGGCAUGAAGGGUGAUAGAGGAGAAAAAGGCCUGAAAGGAGAGAAGGGGGAUGCUGGAGCUCCUGGAAAAUCUAUUGAGAUGAAGGACAUUGAAUUAAUGUUUGAAGCCUACGGCAUAAGGCUGCCUCUGCUGAAGACUUUGAUUGACAGGCUGCUGCAGGAUGGAAUAGAGGAGCUGCUUCAUGUGCUUGGCACCACCAAGAAAACAAAAGAGAGCGCCGAAACUCACACCUCCAAUGUCAUCACUGAGUACACUAGUUCAGUGAAAUUUGACCUCACCAGCCAACCGCUGUCAGAGCUGGACACCACUGAAGACCCAGAUUUAGAUGGACAGUCUCCAGAAUCAGUGUCAGCUGAGCCUGUGAAUGAAACUGCAGAGGGUCCAACUUUAUGGACCAUCACCACAGUGAACGGAGAGCAGGGGCUCAACAUGACUGAGACCAAGUUGAUGGGAUCCACAGGGAAGAAGACCAUAGAUGGGGAUGGUGACGAAAUGUCUUCUCUCAAAAUCAAUCUGACUGUAGUCAGUUCUACUUUCAAUUAUACUACAGCCCAGGAGACGGUUUCAGGGUUACCUGAAACUGUGGUGGAGACAGUUCUCCUCACACAGGAAGAUUCUCUGAAGAAGAAUUCAGGACAAAAGAAGAAGAACAGGGAGCGUGGGAAGGGCAAAGGAAAUAAAGGACGACAUAAGAGGCAGAGACAACGCCUGACAAGUGAAGAGGACAAGCAAGAAGAAGAGGGAGACGAGGAGGAGUUUUAUAACGGUGAAGAGUACAGUUAUGAAUACGAGGAAGACCUUUCCCCAGGUGACCCCUCGCUCUCACAGAAGAGCAGAGACAACAAACAGCCUAAAGUCCAAACAUAUGAAUUCCCCCAUCCAGUGGAUGAAAAGGAGGAGCAGUUACCCACACACAGCCCUGUCCAGUUAGAGACAUUGGCAGACACCUCCAGUCGUCCUCUGACAUCUCUCUCUGACAGACAAACAGAUGCACAGACUGUCUUGACAACCACAGAGUCACUAUCUCAACCUAUGGAGGAUGUAGAAACGGAUGAAGUGUCACUGCCAACACCUCCCAUUACAACAGAAGAAGCAGACAAGGUGCCUCAAUCCCAAAUCAGGGUGAGAAGAGGCGUCCUCUGGCCUGAUUCCAUGGCGUUCAUGCCGGGUGCCCCGGGUGGAAGAAAUCGGUUCAUAGAGGCACAAAAACAUCUGUCCUCUGGAGCUCAAGGUUACAACAGCCUCAGUAAGAACCAAGAAAACUCUGAUCUUCAAAUGCACACCAGGAGGGAGAUGCAAGAAAGAAGAAAGAGACAGAGACACAGUGAGACAGAAAGAGAACCAGAGGGUGAAGGACAGACUAAAGCUGAAGAAGCUGAAGAGGGUGAAAUGGGAAAAAAGAAAGGAUUUGAGCCAGAUGGAUAUACAGAAACAGUCCCUGAUCCGGUUUAUGAUGAGGAGAGGAGUGGAGACUACGACUGGGAUCCUGAGGAGGAUGUAGAUCGAGAGAGGGAAGGGGAGGAGGAGGAAGAAGACCUGAAGAGGGAGAGAGAGAGGGAAAGGUUGGAGAUGGAGAGAGAGAGAGAGGAGCUGGUGAAGGAGAUGGAGGCCGAGCUGGAGCUGGAGAGAGAAAGACUGGAGAGGGAGAGGGAGAAGGAGAAGGAGCAGGAGAGGGAGGGGACAGAGCAGGAGGGGGAGAGAGAUGUGGAGAGGGAGAGAGAGGAGUGGGAGAGGAGGAGGAUGGAGAUGGAGAGGGGGAGAGAAGGGGUUUAUGAUGAAGAAACUGGACAGCCAUACCCGUAUCCUCCAGAGUAUUUUUUCCUGAAGGGCCAACCGGGGGAGAAUGGAAAACCAGGACGAAAGGGUGAAAUUGGUGAGAAGGGACAAAAGGGAGAGCCGGGCAUCGGCCACAGGGGUCCAGAAGGCCAGGCUGGUCCUCCAGGACAGAAGGGUGAACCGGGUGAGCCAGGGCCUCCAGGUGCUCAGGGAAUCCAGGGUAUCCGUGGUAACGCAGGCAUCCAAGGCUCCCCAGGCCUUAGGGGUCCUCCAGGGGAUGUGGGGGAGCCAGGCAGAGAGGGUGAAAGGGGCAAAAGGGGGAAGAAUGGAUUGCCUGGAGCUCCUGGACCUCGAGGAGCACCAGGACCUCACGGUCCUCCUGGUGUACCUGGAGUCAAAGGAGAAAAGGGUGACAGUAUUCCAGGAGAGCCUGGUGGGAGGGGCUUGGCUGGCUUCACAGGCAGAAGGGGUGAAAAAGGCUCUCCAGGUGUUAAAGGAGUUCCUGGACAUAUAGGUCCAAAAGGCUUGCGUGGCAGCAAAGGUGAAAAGGGAGAACGUGGGAUACCUGGAGUCAGAGGAGAAAGGGGAAGCGUGCUUCAAAUCCAAGGACCCCGUGGGUUUAAGGGUUCCAAAGGGGACGCGGGUGAGCGAGGACCACCAGGUUUUGAUGGCGACAAAGGAGAAAAGGGAGAGGAUGGUCCUCCUGGAGUCAAGGGUUUAAAGGGUGAUGCAGGCACCAAGGGUGCACUGGGACGGUUUGGAGCAAGAGGACCUGUAGGCCAAAAGGGAGAUCCAGGAGAGCCAGGACUCAAUGGAGUGAUGGGCCGCAAUGGGGAUCAUGGAGUGGAUGGGGCCAAAGGGGACAAAGGAGACAUAGGACUGCAAGGCCUAAAAGGCGAUCAGGGUGAUCCAGGAGAACCAGGCUUACCAGGAGAGAAAGGAGAGAAGGGAGAGAAGGGUUUCAGAGGUUUACCUGGACGCACUGGGAGUCCAGGCCUGGAUGGAGAUAAGGGAGAUAUGGGCUUACCCGGCACUUCUGGUAUACCUGGACUGAAUGGACUCACGGGGCGCAAGGGUGACAAGGGAGAAGGAGGGGUCAAUGGUGUUGAUGGUGAUCCAGGAGUGAAAGGGGAAAAGGGUGUAGCAGGUUUCCCAGGUUUCCCGGGUUUUAAGGGGUCAGCAGGGAGUCCAGGAAGGGAUGGAGAUGAGGGGCCACCAGGACCACCGGGUCUCCGUGGAGUCACUGGGCCUAAGGGGGAGAGGGGCAGAAGAGGCAGAAUGAAGCCGUGUCAGAGGGGAGCACCUGGGACACCAGGACAAAGAGGAGAGAGUGGUCUAGUGGGGAAUGGAGGAGCAAAGGGGGAGAAGGGAGAGCCUGGACUCUCAGCUGAAGAAGUGAAGGAGCUAGUCACCCAGGAGGUGACAGAAAAGUGUGGGGUGGAAUACAAGUUCAUGGUAAAGUCUGUGGAUCCAGAUGCAACAGCUACAGUGACUGAUAGUAAAAAUGAGCCUGAAGAUGUAGUGACAUCUCGUGACCUCCAUGAAGGGGUAGAAGGAGCAGGUGAACAAGUGGAAGAGGAAGAAUAUGGAGACAGGGUGGAAGAGAUGACCAGUCCUGUGCCUGCCAUCCUCGGAGAAGACAGGACGCUGCCAAACCGUACUGAUUCUCUCGUGGGAGGGACAGUGGAGUGGGGACGGAGAAAGAAAAGAAGGGUAUUUGGAACAAACACUGCUGUUGCAGCAGCAGACCGCUGUCUGGAGCCCAUGUCGGAAGGGGCCUGUACAGAGUAUGUUCUGCUCUGGUACUUCCACCCUCGCUCAGGGGAGUGCAGACCUUUUGUGUACGGGGGCUGUGGUGGCAACCGAAACCGAUUCUCCUCGAGACAAGAGUGCUUGAGCUGGUGUGGGAUGGAGAGGAGAGGCACCGAACCCUGGAGAUGAAGCGAGCAAGACAAGGCAUGGUGCUCUUUUGUACAUGAUUGUGUAAAAUGUUAUUAUUUUAUGUUUAAUAUUGCUUUUAUUUAUACAUUUUAAAAGCUGUUUCUUGAUUUGUUGUAUGGACAAAGUG